AUGUCCGGCAUUGCAGCUAAACUUCAACACAACCGAGAGAAAUCACGCGGGAUUGGAUCCAACUCUCAGGCGGUAAAAUACCUGAACCAGGACUUUGAGUCGCUGAGAGAUAGCUGCCUGGAGAGAGGGCGACUGUUUAAGGAUGACUGCUUUGAGGCUCUAACUUCAUCCUUAGGCUUUAAUGAACUCGGACCGAAUUCCCACAAAGUUCGUGGCAUCGAAUGGAUGAGACCCACGGAAUUGUCUUCCAAUCCAAAAUUCAUUGUUGAAAAUGCUUCCAGGACUGAUAUUUGCCAAGGAGCACUUGGUGACUGCUGGCUCCUGGCAGCUAUCGCCUCCUUGACUCUCAACAAACAGGUUCUGUCUCGUGUUGUACCUCAUGAUCAAAGCUUUGAUGAGAACUAUGCUGGUAUCUUUCACUUUGAGUUCUGGCAGUAUGGUGAGUGGGUGGAUGUAGUGGUCGAUGACCUCUUGCCCACUAGAGAUGGAAAGCUUCUGUUUGUUCACUCAGAGGAGGGCUCUGAGUUUUGGAGUGCGCUGCUGGAGAAAGCCUACGCCAAGCUAAAUGGAUGCUACGAGGCCCUUUCUGGGGGCAGCACUAUUGAGGGUUUUGAGGACUUCACUGGAGGUAUUGCUGAGCGUCACGACCUGAGCAAGGCAGAUCCCCACCUCUUCAAAAUCAUUAAGAAGGCCUUGGACAGAGGUUCUCUUCUGGGAUGCUCCAUUGAUAUCACCAGCGCUUCCGACUCAGAAGCUGUCACACAUCGCAAGCUGGUGAAGGGCCAUGCUUACUCUUUGACAGGAGCAGAGCAGGUGGAGUACAGAGGCGACAGGGUGCAGCUGAUAAGGAUUAGAAACCCGUGGGGUCAGGUGGAGUGGAAUGGAGCCUGGAGUGACAACUCUUCUGAGUGGCGAUAUGUGAGUGAUGAUGACCGGGCGAGGCUGACCAACCGCUCUGAAGACGGAGAGUUCUGGAUGUCAUUUUCUGACUUUCUGCACCAAUAUUCUCGUCUUGAGAUCUGUAACCUCACCCCUGAUGCGCUCUCAGAUGAAUACAAGAAAUGGGCAGAGACUGAGUUUGAAGACACAUGGAGGAGAGGCGCUUCAGCUGGUGGCUGCAGAAACUAUCCAAAUUCUUUUUGGAUGAAUCCUCAGUUUGUCAUAAAGCUUGAAGAUGUGGAUGAUGACACUGAUGAUGGUGAGGAGGGCUGCACCUUCAUUGUGGGCCUGAUGCAGAAGAACAAGCGUCGUAGGAGGAAAAUGGGGGAGGACAUGGAGACCAUCGGCUUUGCCAUCUAUGAGCUGCCUGAUGAGUACUCUGGAAAAAGGCAAGUGCACCUGAAGAAAAACUUCUUCAUGUACAACAGUUCAGCCGCACGCUCCGAGACCUUCAUCAAUCUGCGGGAAUUGUGCAACCGCUUCUGUCUUCCCCCUGGGGAAUACCUCAUCGUCCCCUCCACCUUUGAGCCCAACAAAAACGGCGACUUUUACAUGCGGGUGUUCUCUGAGAAACAGGCUGAUUUCCAGGAAAUUGAUGAUCCUGUAGACUGCCACAUCGAGCAGAUUGAUAUUGAUGAAGAUGAUAUCAGUGACAGAUUCAAGAGACUUUUUGGACAGCUUGCCGGACAUGAUGUGGAGAUUUCUGCAUUCGAGCUCCAAAAAAUCCUCAACCGAGUGGUGGUUAAGCGAGACGACAUCAAAACCAACGGGUUUAGCCUGGCAACAUGUCGUAACAUGGUCAAUCUGCUAGAUAAAGAUGGAAGCGGCAAACUGGGAGUGGUCGAAUUUAAGAUCCUGUGGACAAAGAUUGAAAAGUUCCUGGAUCUGUACAGAGAGAGAGACACAGACAACAGUGGCUGUAUGAGUGCUUCAGAGAUGCGGAUGGCUGUGGAGGCUGCCGGUUUCUCUCUCAACAACCCGCUACAUCAGAUUAUUGUGGCCCGCUACAGUGAACCAAAUCUCACCAUUGACUUUGACAGCUUUGUGAGCUGCCUGAUCCGCUUAGAGUCACUCUUCAACACCUUCAAGACCCUGGACAAGGAUGACUCUGGUGAGAUAGAGUUGGGUUUUAUGCAGUGGCUGAGUCUGGCGAUGGUGUAGAGGAGCUCUGAUUGUUUGCAGCUGAAGAAUUCAUGAUUAUGUUGAACAGCUUCAUAUCGACAGUCAACAUUUCUGCAUAUUUGCUUUAUAUUUGCAUCAGCUUCUUGUUUUCUUUUGUACAACUUAAUUAAUGAAUACUAAACCUGAGGGGAAAGUAAUUAAU
This is a messenger RNA of Scomber scombrus (Atlantic mackerel), 2263 nucleotides long. Its product is annotated as calpain-2 catalytic subunit-like. The transcript has 21 exons. NCBI's taxonomy places the organism in Eukaryota, Metazoa, Chordata, Actinopteri, Scombriformes, Scombridae. Gene Ontology annotation, biological process: proteolysis. The coding region runs from base 1 to 2100 and encodes 699 amino acids. Gene Ontology annotation, cellular component: cytoplasm. The record is from RefSeq and is a predicted model, not a curated record. Gene Ontology annotation, molecular function: calcium-dependent cysteine-type endopeptidase activity; calcium ion binding.